Filobasidium floriforme is the source of this 1249-nucleotide messenger RNA. Its product is annotated as S-adenosyl-L-methionine-dependent methyltransferase. The transcript has 8 exons. Lineage: Eukaryota; Fungi; Basidiomycota; Tremellomycetes; Filobasidiales; Filobasidiaceae. Gene Ontology annotation, molecular function: O-methyltransferase activity. The record is from RefSeq and is a predicted model, not a curated record. Bases 98 to 1060 code for a protein of 320 amino acids.
AGACGACUUUGCAACUUGUAAUCAGCCUUUCAAUCCUAUAUCCACUCUACGUUACUUUGUUUUUUGAUCCACAACAUCCUCACACAUCUCUCUCAUCAUGCCCGUCGACAAGCAGAACCCUCCCCAAAAGUACCACGAGCCCGUACAGGGAACCGUUUUCCACGGCGAUGGUCGAGAAGAAGCCCUUCAAAAGGCCCUCCUGGCCGAACCUUCGUUGCAGAACAACCCGGGUACUCAGCCUGUCCUCGACUUCUUGUACGAGUUUGGUAAAAAGUUCUACUUGAUGAACGUCGGUGGCACCAAGGGAGAGGGAGUCGAGAGGGUAAUCAAGGAGAGGAAACCCAAGCUGGUGCUAGAAGUCGGUUCUUACGUCGGAUACUCGGCCAUCACCUUCAGCCGAUCCAUGCGAGACGCCCACCCGAACAGCAUCUACCCCAAAGACUGGUCCUCUGACACCACGGAAGACCGAGCCGGAUACAUUUCGCUCGAGAAGAGCCCCGUGUACGCUGCUACCGCUAGGACCGCCAUCGAGAUUGCCGGGUUGAAGGAUGUCGUCAAGAUCGUCGAGGGCAGUUCGACCUCGUCGAUCAAGAGCUUGAGGGAGACGCUCAACCUCCCCGCUCCGCUCAAGUUUGACCUCGUCUUUAUCGACCACUUGAAGCCGUUGUACACCAACGACUUGAAGAUGAUGGAGGACGAGGGACUCGUUGGACCCGACACCUGCAUCGUGGCCGACAACGUCGUCAAGCCCGGUAACCCCGCCUACCUCAGUUGGGUCCGAGCCACCCCCGCACUCAAACGGGCCUCGUUGGAGAAGCCUCGUCUCACCACCCAACCUCCCGCGACGACCAACCCGUCCACCAAGGAAGAGUGGACCAAGGCCUUCUUUGAUGGACCGAUCGAUGAGACCCGUUGGACCCCGGACGAGAGCGAGGGCGUGACGGCCAAGGGGAACCCGAACUUGGUCUACUCGAGCGAGAUGGUCUGGGGUUACGACGACUUGACCGCCGAGGUGGACGCUUGUGAGAUCUCGGUCUGUCUCAGGGAGGAAAAGGAGUAAGGGAGCAGGCGUGUCCGCUCGAUAUAGAUACAUAGGUCGAUCUGGACCAGGAAGGUACCAAAUACGUCAGAAAAAGGGAAUCUGGGAGUAAUCAGUGAAUUAUACGACGAUACAGCUAGAAUACGUAGUGAACAAGGUAUAUAUAUGUGGUGACAGGAUGACGACGAUAUGACGAUGCAUGCAGUGUUG